Messenger RNA from Cyanistes caeruleus (blue tit), 2022 nucleotides. The record is from RefSeq and is a predicted model, not a curated record. Lineage: Eukaryota; Metazoa; Chordata; Aves; Passeriformes; Paridae.
AUGACUGACAUCAUCUGUGUUGUCAUCAUCAAUGAUGUCAUCGGUGAUGUCAUCGGUGAUGUCAUCAUCAUCGGUGUCAUUGUCGUCAGUGAUGUCAUCAGUGUCAUCGUAAUUGGUAUUAUCAUCAUUGGCGUCAUUGUCAUCGGCGAUGUCAUUGGUGUCAUCAUCAUCAGUGAUGUCAUCGGUGUCAUUGUCAUUGGUGACGUUAUCAGCGCAUCAUCAUCGCUGUCAUUGUCACUCAUUGUCACCCUCACCAUUGUUGGUCAUGGUCAUCGUUGGUCAUGGUCAUUGUCACUGGUCAUCGUCAUCAUCAUCAUCAUCCUCACCAUUGUUGGUCAUGGUCAUCAUUGGUCGUGGUCAUUGUCACUGGUCAUCGUCAUCAUCAUCAUCAUCCUCACCAUGGUUUGUCAUUGUCGCUGUCACCAUCGUUGGUCAUGGUCACUGUCGGCCAUGGUCAUCGUCAUCCUCGCCAUUGUUGUUCACCAUCACUGGUCACUGUCAUGGUCGUUGUUGGUCAUCGUUGUCCUCAUCCUCACCAUGGCUGGUCAUGGUCAUCAUCAUCAUCAUCAUCAUCAUCAUCAGUCAUGGUCAUCGUUGGCUACGGUCAUCGUCAUCCUCACCAUCGUCGGUCAUCGUCACCGUGGCCAUUGUUGGUCAUUGUUGGUCAUCUUCAUCCUCACCGUCGCUGGUCAUGGUCAUCAUCCUCAUCCUCACCAUUGCCAGCCAUCGUUGGUCAUCUUCAUCCUCACCAUUGUUGGUCAUGGUCAUCUUUGGCCAUGGUCAUCAUCAUCAUCAUCAUCCUCACCAUGGUUGCCCUUCGUUGGUCAUCAUCAUCUUCACCAUCAUCGGUCACUGUCAUUGUUGGUCAUCAUCACCGUCACCACCGUUGGUCACCGUGGGCCAUCCUCAUCCUCACCAUGGUUGGUCAUGGUCAUCAUCACCAUCCUCAUCCUCACCAUGGCUGGUCAUGGUCAUCAUCACCAUCCUCAUCCUCACCAUGGCUGGUCAUGGUCAUCAUCAUCAUCACCAUCCUCAUCCUCACCAUGGUUGGUCAUGGUCAUCACCACCAUCCUCAUCCUCACCAUGGCUGGUCAUGGUCAUCACCACCAUCUCCUCAUCCUCACCAUGGUUGGUCAUGGUCAUCUUUGGCCAUGGUCAUCACCAUCCUCAUCCUCACCAUGGUUGCCCAUCGUUGGUCAUCGUCACCGCCGCCAUUGUUGUCCAUCCUCAUCGUCACCAUGGUUGGUCAUCGUCACCGCCGCCAUCGUUGGCCAUCCUCAUCCUCACCAUGGUUGGUCAUCGUCACCGCCGCCAUCGUUGGCCAUCCUCAUCGUCACCGUCGCCGUCACCACCGCGGCCGCCGCCCUCCCGGAGCCGGGAACGCCGGGAGCGCCAGGAGCCGGCUCCGGCCGCCCCGACAUUCCCAAAAAUCCGCGGGAAUUCCCGGUUUUCCUGUCCCGGGGCCGAGCGGGAGGAGGACCCGGAAUAACGGAGGAGCCGCGGGAUCGGGAUCUGGAGUUCGGGGUGGGGAAUUCCAUGGAUUUCUGUGGAUUCCCGAGGAUUUCCGUGGAAUUCCAUGGAUUUCUGUGGAUUCCCGAGGAUUUCCGUGGAAUUCCAUGGAUUUCUGUGGAUUCCCGAGGAUUCCCGUGGAAUUCCAUGGAUUUCUGUGGAUUCCCGAGGAUUCCUGUGGAAUUCCAUGGAUUUCUGUGGAUUCCCGAGGAUUCCCGUGGAAUUCCAUGGAUUUCUGUGGAUUCCCGAGGAUUCCCGUGGAUUCUGGUGACUUUCCCUGGAUUUCUGCGGAUUCCCGAGGAUUUCCACGGAUUCUUGAGGGUUUCCAUGAAUUUCCUGUGGAUUCCUGAGGAUUUCCAUGGAUUUUCGGGAAUUUCCAUGGAUUCUUGGGGAUUCCUGAGGAUUCCUACAAAUUCCCAUGGAUUCCUGAGGAUUUCCUGGGGAUUCCUGAGCAUUUCCAAAGAUUCCCACGAAUUCCUGAAGAUUUCCGUGGAUUCCCAAGUAUUCCCAUGA